This is a messenger RNA of Eimeria necatrix, 1944 nucleotides long. RefSeq names its product calnexin, putative. Gene Ontology annotation, biological process: protein folding. NCBI's taxonomy places the organism in Eukaryota, Apicomplexa, Conoidasida, Eucoccidiorida, Eimeriidae. The transcript has 6 exons. The record is from RefSeq and is a predicted model, not a curated record. The coding region runs from base 1 to 1944 and encodes 647 amino acids. Gene Ontology annotation, cellular component: endoplasmic reticulum membrane; endoplasmic reticulum. Gene Ontology annotation, molecular function: calcium ion binding.
AUGCGAAUUGCUUUCCCUUCGCUGCGAGUCAAAUGGCAAAGACAGUUUCCAUUGUGCUGUGUUGGCAGUCCUAAGAUGUUGGAAAAGAUAGCGUCUGCUUUUGCAGAAGUGCUGCCUACAUCCGAAGGCCACUCGCAAGUAAUUGUGGGACAGUCCUGUGAUCACACGGCUAGGAGGACCAGCGCACAGACUCAACGGAGAAUCAAAGCUCUACAGAUAUUUUUCAAAAGAAUCGCCGAAGACAGGAAAAUUGGCCCUUCAACCGGAACAGUUUGCAACAGAGAUUCCACAGAAAAGCAAGAUGGUACAGAGUCCAACAAUGUCCAUGCAAAAAACCCAGAGUCUUCUGCAGAAGCCACCAGAAAACGAACAAAGAGGGGCAGAAACAGUGCAACAGCACCAUCAAAUGGAAGCUUAGUCAGAAGUAAUUCGCACAGGCUUGAAUCAAAGACAGAAGGAUUUGUGAAGCCCGUUAACACCGAUGCAGAAGCACCCCGUGUUCAACUGCAGUCAACACAAGUUCAGUCGCAUGCCAAUUAUUUUGCCGUUAACCCCUCACAGAACCAAAGCGCCGAUGAAGACCCUCCGCCUGAUCCCGUGACCAAGCGGCUCCUGGCUCGGAUGUCUGCAGCGGUGACUGUUGAGCAGCGCUCAAUUGAUUUUGGGCAUGGCCUGCUUCUAUCACCUGAAGAAAAAGAAUACAUGGACCGUUUCGUCUUUGCAGAGCUUUCUAAAAUUCCAAUAAUGCCCUAUAUUGCCCCUGUAGUAGAGGGACUUUUGUUUGCUGAGACAUUCGACAGAGAAGACGUGUUCGAUACGUGGAUUGUUUCCAAGAGCUCCACCCACUCUGGGCGAUGGAAUCACGAGUUAAGACAACCGCAUGUAAUUGAAGGGGACCGCGGACUAAUGACUGCUUCCAAGGGUCUUCGACACGCUAUUAGCACUUUGUUACCCAGAUAUGCGAUGGUUUCUUCUGAAGAUCCUCUAGUGCUGCAAUACGAGUUGCAGCAUCAGCAGCCAGAUUUCACCUGUGGAGGCGGUUACAUGACAUUUUUCCAAUCCGAUGCACAGUCACAGCAACAAUUCGACGAGAAAACUCCAUACUCCUUGCGGUUUGGAGCUGACCAGUGUGGGAGACGUCGAGAAAUCAUAUUUAAGGUCAAUAGUAAAUGUCGAAUAACUGAAAAAAGCGUUACCCAUACGCUCUUUCCUCGGCUAGCGCUGCCUUUCAGUGACCGUACGCGUCUUUUAACGCUAAUCGUGAAACCAGAUGGGGCAUUCAAGAUACUGCUGGAUGGAAAAACUAUUCGCAGGGUGAUCUUUUGUUGCCACCGACCAACGCCACUAGUGGCUCUCAAUCGCAACGUCUACUUUGGUCAUCACAAACUCAUGUCACGUCCUUGCACUUUGCGUGUUGAGCUGCCCACAGAAUUUCCAAGCUUCAACGCAGUAGGCUUAGUAUUCAUGGCGAUGGAUAGUGGGACUCUUGUAGACAACAUUGUAGUCGGAAACGAUGUCCAAGCUGCUCAGAAAUUUGCAAGAGCAACGUUCUGGAAACGAAUGGAAGUGGAAGACAAGGUUGCCGAAAUUGCAUUCAGGACGCGGAGCGCUGCUCGACAGGAGAUCCGUUCGCUGCGGCGCGAAUCUGAAGCACUUAAGGCCAUCUCAAACUCUCAUCACGCGAAUUACGGCACAACGCAGCUUCGAGUGAAGACCGAACAACUCUUGCAGCAGGCAAACAGCUUUUCCGCAUUUGUACAAAGAACCAAAAAUUUUACUGAAUGGACGUCAUUGAACCCCAUGGACCACCAAAUGGGAAAUUACCGUAUGGCUGGGGCAUCGAGAGAAACGGAACACAAAGAAGCUCUAUUGAGUGGCGAGGAAGCAGAUGAAAGCAUCCUGAGUGGUGGAUUUCUUCUCGCAAGCACUGUGAUUUCAGGGUGA